Fusarium poae is the source of this 909-nucleotide messenger RNA. RefSeq lists its product as uncharacterized. The transcript has 2 exons. The record is from RefSeq and is a predicted model, not a curated record. Bases 1 to 909 code for a protein of 302 amino acids. NCBI's taxonomy places the organism in Eukaryota, Fungi, Ascomycota, Sordariomycetes, Hypocreales, Nectriaceae.
AUGCCAAAGUACGUUCUCACAGGCGCAGACGGCAACCUUGGUCGAAUUGCAGCUAGCUUCGCCUUGGAGAUUGCCAGACCUGAUGAUGAACUCGUUUUCACCACCUAUAAACAAGACGCCAUCCCAGAAGACCUUCAAAAAUCAUGGACUGAUAAAGGUGCAAAGGUCGUCACUGCCACGUACGACGACGUCGAAAGCCUCAAAGCAGCCUUCCAAGGUCGACGUCGCCAGGCUCAGACGGUAGUGGAUGCUGCCAAAGCAUGCGGCGUAAAGAGGGUCUGCUAUACCUCAUUCGUUGGUGGCGGUAUCGAAGCCGAGAAUGAGGAGGAUAUUCCUUUCCUUCCUCGAGACCAUCAUUUUAUCGAAAAGAUCAUCUACGCUUCUGGCUUGGAGUGGAAUAUCCAGCGCAACUACCUCUAUGCAGACAACAUUCCGACUUUGUUUGCACAGUCGUGGAAGUUCUGUGGUGAUCGCUGGCUGGUCAACACACAUGGCCAGGCUGGUGCGUAUGUCGCACGAGAAGACUGCGGAAAUGUGUUGGCUGCAUUACUCCUUGGCAGAGGAGAGCCCAACACAGUCUAUGAGAUCAGCGGUCCAGAAGCAGUCACCAACGAACAAGUUUUUAAAUGGAUGUGCGAGCAGACCGGCUACAAGGGCGAAAUCGUUGAUAUGCCUGAUGAGGAACUCAAGACAUGGUGGCUGGAUCACGGCUUGCCCACAGAUUUCUUUGGUGACUUCUCAAAGUUACCUAUGAAGCUUUGUAUUGGCGAUCUAUUGUGCUGUGGAGAGAUGGUUGCAAGAGGGUUCAUGGCGAAGACGACUGACAGUGUUGAAAGGUUGACGGGGAGGAAGCCGAAGCCGUAUCAAGAGGCUUUGUUGCAGUACAAGGAAUUGUUUCCAAAGGCAUAG